Messenger RNA from Actinia tenebrosa (Australian red waratah sea anemone), 5288 nucleotides. RefSeq names its product hamartin. The record is from RefSeq and is a predicted model, not a curated record. Gene Ontology annotation, biological process: negative regulation of TOR signaling; negative regulation of cell population proliferation; regulation of cell cycle. Gene Ontology annotation, cellular component: TSC1-TSC2 complex. Lineage: Eukaryota; Metazoa; Cnidaria; Anthozoa; Actiniaria; Actiniidae.
UGAAGAAGAGUUGGACGUACGAUGGAGUAAAGGACAAAAAACUUACUGCUAUAGCUAUGUGACCUUAUGAACUCUAAAACCACAGACACAGCCUUUCGUCUUAAUGCAUGGACCUCGUAUUUAUCGUUUCAAAUUGGUUAUUUAACAGCGUACAAAGGAACAGAAACACUCUGUUCUAGAGAUGAGUAGUAGUGGGCCUAGCAGUACUAGUAGUGGAAGCGAGAGCACGUCAGACAGACCUACUGAGCUCAUUGCUCUACUAGACUCCGAGAAUGCGGAAACAGUAGAGCAGACUAAAGCAAUUAUACACGAGAACCUAUAUAAAUCUCGGGAUACGAGUCUGUUAAAUGCUCUGGUCGAUUGCUAUUUGGAAACGCGGUCACCAACUGCAUUGCAGAUCUUGACCAAUGUGCACGAAGCACGAACACAUAAUUUAUUUGAAAAACUCAACGAUUGCCUCAGACAUUGUGGCCUUCGUGGUCGUAUCGAUACCAUGACUCUACUUGGUCACAUCGUACGAAAACAGCCAUCUUGGUUGUACAAGAUAGUCAAAACACCUCUCUUUGAAACAGUCAUUAAGAGUAUGAAGAGUGAGUCGGAUGUUUUGUAUCUUAUGAAUGGUGCCCUUACCAUCACCACAUUGUUGCCAAUCAUUGCCUCCUAUGUGGAAUCCUGGUUGAAUGAUGUCUUUGAUGUCUACACAAGGCUUGCUGGCUUUCUUAACAGUAGACCAGGCAACAUUCCUGAUAUCUACAUGUUGCACCUCCAUGUGUCGGUGUAUUUCUAUUUUCAUCGUAUUUAUGCCAUGUACCCGAACAAUUUUGUCAUGUUUCUAAGAGGAUAUUGUCAUAAUAAUGCGAGGAAACAGAUUGUCUUUCAAACCAUCAUUAAGCCAAUGCUGGAGCAUGUACGUCUUCACCCAUGCCUCAUUACAGAGACAUCUCAGUCGGAAACUGGCAAGCACAGGUGGAGGAAGAAGGAGCCCCAAGACAUUGUGAUAGAAUGUGAAAAUAUGUCAUUGGAUCCAUUAGACAGACUACAGACUGAUAGCAGCCUAACAACCUCUUGGACAUCCCUUCACGAUGCACUUGGUAAUACACAAGACAAAUCUGUGAACUCAGUACUCACAACAUCCGAAGACCUUAACAAAGAGGUUUGCGACGUACCAAUAAUCAAAGAGAGGAGGAUGUCUGACUCAGCAACACAAACUGGAAAGUCGUUACAAAGUGGAGAUAGUGGUACUGGAAGUAUACCGUUAGUGUCGUCGGAGGAUUUUAAUAGUGCGUGGAGUCCAACAGAGAUGUGUGGGUUGUCUACCCCACCUUCUAGUCACAUGUCACCAGCGACGAGUAGUCAAGAUUUGGUAGCAGUACAAGCGAACCUUUCUAUCUCACAAUGUAGUACUCCUGGAUUUGCAAGUACCCCAGGAGAUUCACCGACAUCAUCCUUGGCUGGUGAUUUGGCACAAAGUAGUCCUGCUCUACUUAAAAAUAGAAAAACUUUAGCAAAGACGCUAAGUGGCAAGAGCACACCUAGUAAGACUGUAGGGCUUGACAGCCCUCUCAUUCAUAGAGCUUUAAAUUCAAUGUCAAUUCAAACUAAAGCUGAAACAUCAACACCCAAAACAGAGACUUUGGUAACUGAUUCUAGUCAUGUUUUAUCGAGUCCUGAAGUCGAGAGCAGCAAGUUUAACUAUGAGAGGCAAACGUCAGAGUUGUCUGUACAAUCUGAGCCAAUCACACCAAUAGAUAAAUCCCUUACUUAUGAUUAUAUUCGUAAUGUCAAGCCAGAACAUGAGAUGCAGGAGCAAUUAACUUGUAGUGAUCAUAGUGAGACAAUGGAUAAUGCUACCAAAGAAAUAAAAAGAAUUCUUAGCCAGAACGAUUUUGCUUCGUUGCAAAAUGCAGAAUCGCCUGUCAACCCUCCACCAAGUCUAGAUGCAUCCCUGGUGUCAAACAGUAAUUUCUCGUCUAAUGGUAUCUUAUCUCAAGGACUGCAGCAUAUUAACUUGUCGAAUGAUAAAUUCACAAUUGGUAUGUCCGAUGAUGUUGAGAAAAUAAUGAAGGAUGUUUCAAAACAUGCACUUGAAGAACCGAAUCUCAUGCCUUAUAAGAGUGAAAGUAAGAAUACUUUAGUAUCUCACAGUUCUGAGAUAUCUGAAGGCUCAAGGACUCGUUUGGUCACUCCCACACCACAGGACGACCACCAGAAUUCAUAUAAUUCUGAGACUUUAGCUAUGCUGUUAAAUCAAAAGGGGCAAUACCCUGGAGCAAGACACGAACAGGAUGACGAUUAUAAGAGAUGUUUAUCUCCUAGGCCAACACCUAUCGAGUUAUUAGAUAAUUAUAUUCAAGUAGGAUCAGGGGUUCAAUUAAAUGAGCUAUCUAGAAUAUCGCUUGUAAGCUCUCCUGAAACUGAUUGGACUCAUUUUGGAGGUGAAGCCCCUGUGGAUGAGAUUACAAUUUUGCGUGGUCAAAUCCAGCUACUACACUUUCAGUUGUUGUAUGAGAGACACAAGUGUUACCAGCAUGCCAUACGUAACAGACGUCUUAUCGGCAAGACAUUCAAAGCUGUGCAGUAUGAAGAAGAACUUCUGGCCAUUAAAGACCAUCUCAGGUUACAAGAGGAAAAAAUGAGAGAAUUGACAGAAUCUUUGAUAAAACAAACUGAAGAUAACAGUAAAUUCAAGGAAAUAACUUCAGGAUGGGAUAACCAACAACAAACACAACUGAGAAAUCUGCUAAAUGAAAAUGCUAAGCUACAACAUGACAAGAAGAUGCUAAACGACACUCUGGAAAAUCAAAAGAAAGAGCAUGACUCUUUACAAAUGAAACUACACCAGUGUGAGUCCAAGAUAUUCACCUUACAAAAUGAAAUUGACUGCAUGAAGCCCAAACUUGCCGAAAAAUCUCAACUGAAGUCAGAAAUAGAGAGGCUAAUAAAAGAACUUGUGAUAAUGGGUGAACUGAAUCAGCACCAUAAGGAUAUGAUGGAGAAGGCGGCUGUUGAUAAGGGAAAGAAACCUGAAGCUAGCUUGCAGUUUUAUGCUUGUCAAAAAGAGUUAACAGCCUCUAAGCAAAUGGUAAGGAAACAGAAAACUGAAAUAGAAGCCUUGCAUUCAAAGGUUGCAGAACUGGAGAAACACUUAACAAAAAAGGAUGUUGAAAUGAAGGAGUUUAGAAAGUUUUCUGAGAGCUUGAAUGGAAUUUACUUGGCUAAACACAAGGCAUUAGAAGAAAAAUAUACUGCACAGAAAAAAAUCAACCAAACUCUAGAGGCUCGUAUACUUAAUUUACAACUUGCUCUAGAGGAUACAAAACAUGAAAACACGAUGCAGGCAGCAGCCAAGACUAAAACUAGAGCAACUAGAGCAACAAGUCCAAUUCAAGAGGAAACGUCUAGCGGUUAGGAACCAUCUCACGGCACUCCUACUGGCAACCUAAAAACUUAACAUUAAAGUAUAGUAAUAGCAUAGAAUGCGACCCCUUGGUGCUGAAGUUGUUGAUAGGCUCUUAUUAGGUUGUUGUAUAGAUGUUGUGUUUAAGGUGUCAGUAGGUUGAUAGUGGCAUGUUGGUAAUGUUUUGGUAGGGUAUCAGAAGCUGGUUGUUGGUAGGUCAUCGUUGGGGUGUUGGUGGUUGUGUUUAAGGUGUCAGUAGGUUGAUGGUGGCAUGUUGGUAGGGUAUCAGAAGCUGGUUGUUGGUAGGUCAUUGUUGGGGUGUUGGCGGGUCAUUUAAGGUGUCAGUAGGUUGAUGGUGGCAUGUUGGUAAGGUGUCCUAAGGGUGUCAUCAGGUUCUUAGUAGGUUGUUGGUAAGGUGUUUUUAGGGUGUCAACAGGUUGUCGGUAGGUGGUCUGUAGGAUAAAGAUAGGAUAUAAUGAUAAGCUAUUGGUCUAUACUUUACAGUAAUUUGGAGUCCAUUUCCUAACUAUUACUAUUGUUUAUUUUAGAUAUAUUUUUAUAUCUAAAGUAAUAUAUAUUCAUGGCUUAAAUUAAAGGGCUUGAUAGAGAUAGAAUACAGUAAAUAAGACAAAGUUGAAACCAUACUCAUUGAAAAUUUUAACUGACUUCAAAAAAACCUUUUUUUGCAAUAUCUUGAUAAGUAUUUUUGAAUUAUUGUUCAUGAAUUUAAAUCUCAUUGCAAUUCUAUUGCCCUUACAAGUUUGGAAAAACUGGCAAAAUARGUUCWUGGUAUGCUGAUCAAAUUUGAGAGGGUUUAAAAGAAAUUAAAAUAAAAUUGCUUGUAAUAUUUUGCCUUGAAUAGACCUCUUUAGUUCGGGCAUGUUUUCCCAUUUCAUACCAAGUGUCAUUCCCUAGAGUAUCGUUCCUUUGUUUAACAGUUGCACAUGGGAAACACAUGAAUAUAGAUACAACUCAAACAAAGAAUUUUAUUCUGUAGGGAAUGACACAUGGUUUGGAAUGGGAAACAUUACACCAAAGGUCAAAUGUGUUGACUGGUGACCACCUUCCUAAUCACUACAUGGCACAUCAAUAUCUCAUUUUUUGCUAUAUAAAAUAUACUCUGACACACACAUAACUACGGUAGAGACCACAGUUAAUAGAGGCUUUGCACCAUCAUGUAAUGGUAGCCAUGACGGGAGUCGCAACAACUGAAAACGUUAUGCCCAAGCUAAAGAGGUCAACUUUCAAGAAUGGUUAAACUAAUCUGGGUAUAUGAUGGUAUGGGGUGUUGUAGUGGUAGUGAUAAUGAAUUAACCACCUUUGUGGUCUUGGAUUGGAUUCCUGGACUCGGUAUCACAUGUGAGCAGAGUUUGUUAGGUCUCUCUUGAAGGGAUCAGUCGGUGAAUCCAUAUUCCAUGUGGAAUGAAUUUUAGUGGUCUCUCAUGAUCAGCUGGUUGUAUUGAGGGACAAACAAUCAAAUGUUUAGAUGAAUGAAUUUACUGAAAAAUUUCAUUAGGGAACUGAAAAGCAAGGGCGGAACCAGGGAGGGCAAAUGGGGCCUGAAGUCCCCCUUCAGCAGAAAAAAACGAUGCUUUUUUACAUUGUUUUCCGUUGUGUUGACGGAAGAAACUCAAUUAGCCCCCCUAAACUCAAUUAGCCCCCCUAAACUCAAUUAGCCCCUACAAUUUUGGCUGGAUCCACCCUUGAAAAGACUUUAGUUACUAGCUGCAAUGGUAAUGGUAGAGGUGUGCAAUGUUAGCUCAUAGUUUCAGCUUUGUUAUAUUAGAAAUAAAAAUAAAUAAUAGUAAUAUAAUUUAAGAUAUUUUAAAGAUUAGACAUACAAUAAAUGUGUAUGCUUAAUUUAUUAAACUUGUUACUACACCAACAUGGA